Molecule: messenger RNA, 1920 nt
Organism: Pelmatolapia mariae (spotted tilapia)
Lineage: Eukaryota; Metazoa; Chordata; Actinopteri; Cichliformes; Cichlidae
Gene: adcyap1b
Product: adenylate cyclase activating polypeptide 1b
Exons: 5
Coding region: 132-665 (177 amino acids)
Biological process (GO): neuropeptide signaling pathway; positive regulation of protein kinase activity; adenylate cyclase-activating G protein-coupled receptor signaling pathway
Cellular component (GO): perikaryon; extracellular region; neuron projection
Molecular function (GO): pituitary adenylate cyclase activating polypeptide activity; neuropeptide hormone activity; peptide hormone receptor binding
Source: RefSeq, a predicted model, not a curated record
GCUCCAGAGCGAGAUAAAGUAAUGGAAAUUUUUCCCUUUUUGUGAACUGCGUGGAGAUCUGCAAUUUUUUAGCUACUUUGACGCUGAACAUAGAGGAUUUGGUGUCAUUACCGCAGUGUAACUUUUACAAGAUGAGCAUGGCCAGUUCGAGUAAAGCGACUUUAAUCUUGCUCAUCUACGGGAUCUUUAUGCACUACAGCGUCUUCUGCACACCUCUUGGACUAAGUUACCCCAAGAUUAGACUUGAAAACGACGCAUUCGAUGAGGACGGGAAUUCGUUAUCCGACAUGGGUUUUGAUAGUGAUCAGAUUGCUAUACGAAGCCCGCCAUCCUUAAACGACGACGCAUACACCCUAUACUACCCACAGGAGAAGAGACCAGAAAGGCAUGCUGAGGAAGAAUUAGAUAGAGCCUUGAGGGAGAUCCUGGGUCAGUUAACAGCGAGACAUUAUCUGCAUUCUCUGAUGACAAUUCGUGCAGGUGACGACAACAGCAUGGAGGAAGAAUCAGAGCCCUUAUCCAAAAGACACUCAGAUGGGAUCUUCACUGACAGCUACAGUCGCUAUAGAAAGCAGAUGGCCGUGCAGAAAUACCUGGCAGCGGUUCUGGGUAGAAGGUACAGACAGAGAGUUAGGAACAAAGGACGCCGGCUUGCCUAUUUGUAGCGCUGUUAAGGCGCUCAAACUGCCCUCCUGUGUAUAUACAUCCAGUCGUUAAAUCGAAGUCAUUCAGAUAUAUCUGACCAACCAGUGGAUUGCGCCUGUGUUCUUUCAACAUGUAUUUAUGUAUGAAGUAAAGCCAUUAAAAUGAAUAUUUUAAUAAUAAUAUCGUUUUUUUUUCUUUUUGUACAAAAGCACUUGAUACCGCACAGUUAUACUUUGUGGACCAAUAUUUUAUUUUCAUGUUUAAGAUGUUGAAAACAAAACAAAAUGAUAAAAAAGAAGAAGAAGAAACCAGUAAAAAAAGAGAUAAUUGUGCACCUUCAACAUUAUGCGCUUGAAAUCUUUAAAAGUCAUCUACAUAUGCAGAAAAUAAAUAGAUUUUAAAAAGACAAUCAAAGUAUUGAAUGUUAUACUUAUUUUUGUAACCAACGUUCUAUUUUUUUAGUGUUGUUUGUUUUCCAAACAGGCCCAAAGAAGCAGUGAGCAUGCUAUGUGAGGCAUAUCCGGCUUAUCCUAAAUGAUAGAUGUUGCCCUUGUCCACGCUUCUCCACGCUCCCUUAAUGGGAGCUCUGUGGGUUUGUAUAGCUUGCUGCCCCUCCAAGGGGAAUUCAGACGGCUUUUGUUCCACAGCCUCUCAUUUGAUGGUUAACCGAUUGACUUACACGUUCAGUCAAUGUAAGUGCUGGUAAAAAUUCAACCUUCUUUCCAAUUUCAUUGCAGGCUUUUGCAAGGGCACUGAUGCCUUUACUAAGGAGAAAGGAAACACUCGAGUUGCUGUUAACAGUAUGCAGAAAACACUGCUUGCUCACUCGCCUCGAGAGUCAUUUACAGUGGGAGAUAAAUUAUGCUCGAUACGACUGUCUAAGGAAUGUUUCACAUAUGUGUAUUGUGUACAGUAUAAAAAUUACACAGAGCAGAUAGUCAUGUCAGUGUUGUCUCUGUUCAGUCAACAGGAUUAAAUGGAGAAGAGAAAGGAAAAAAAAUGCUUAAACUGUUGAUUGUAUUUUGGCAGAGCUCCAAAAUAUUCAGAAAGGACUCAGAAGGAGCAGAAAGUGAUGCAGUUUGACAAAAGAGGAGGAGAGGGAAGGUAGCGUCUGAGUUGGGGUUAGAGAUACUGGACUCUUAUUUCUGAUUUAAUGGUGCAUGUGAAAACUGACACCGUGCUAAUUUUCACUUACAAACUGCAUGCGAUUGUGCUUUUGUUGCUGUGUAGGAGAUGAGCUGUGCUAAGCCUCUUUCAGCACCCCCCCCCCCCCCC